Messenger RNA from Charadrius vociferus (killdeer), 1077 nucleotides. RefSeq names its product solute carrier family 25 (mitochondrial carrier; adenine nucleotide translocator), member 5 (gene SLC25A5). Gene Ontology annotation, biological process: mitochondrial ATP transmembrane transport; mitochondrial ADP transmembrane transport. The record is from RefSeq and is a predicted model, not a curated record. The coding region runs from base 1 to 849 and encodes 282 amino acids. Gene Ontology annotation, cellular component: mitochondrial inner membrane. Lineage: Eukaryota; Metazoa; Chordata; Aves; Charadriiformes; Charadriidae. Gene Ontology annotation, molecular function: ATP:ADP antiporter activity. The transcript has 4 exons.
AUGUCCCACCAGCCCCCGGCUGUGGCCACAUGUGAAUCAGCAGCUCGGUCUCGGCCCCCGCAGGUGCAGCACGCCAGCAAGCAGAUUGCCGCCGACAAGCAGUACAAGGGCAUCAUCGACUGCGUGGUGCGCAUCCCCCGGGAGCAGGGCGUCCUCUCCUUCUGGCGCGGCAACCUGGCCAACGUGAUCCGGUACUUCCCCACCCAGGCCCUCAACUUCGCCUUCAAGGAUAAGUACAAGCAGAUCUUCCUGGGUGGCGUGGACAAGCGAACCCAGUUCUGGCGGUACUUCGCCGGUAACCUGGCGUCCGGGGGUGCCGCCGGCGCUACCUCUCUGUGCUUCGUCUACCCCCUUGACUUUGCCCGAACCCGCCUGGCAGCAGACGUGGGUAAAGCCGGGGCCGACCGGGAGUUCAGCGGGCUCGGUGACUGCCUGGUCAAAAUCUUCCGGUCAGAUGGCCUCAGGGGCCUGUACCAGGGCUUCAAUGUCUCUGUCCAGGGCAUCAUCAUCUACAGAGCUGCCUACUUUGGCAUCUAUGACACCGCAAAAGGAAUGCUUCCAGACCCAAAGAACACCCACAUCGUUGUCAGCUGGAUGAUCGCUCAGACCGUUACUGCUGUUGCCGGUUUGACCUCCUACCCUUUUGAUACGGUUCGUCGUCGCAUGAUGAUGCAGUCUGGCCGUAAAGGAACUGACAUAAUGUACACCGGCACUAUUGACUGCUGGCGGAAGAUUGCCCGGGAUGAGGGCUCCAAGGCGUUUUUCAAAGGUGCAUGGUCAAAUGUACUCCGAGGAAUGGGUGGUGCUUUUGUCUUAGUCCUGUAUGAUGAAAUCAAGAAGUACACAUAAGUUAUUUCCCGUUGUGAACUGGCAUGUUGUAAUAUGUAAUUGUGGACUUGUAUGAAAACCGUCUAGUUACUAAAAAUGACGGCUGUUAUUUAUACAGGUUGGCAUGGGGCAGGGGUAACUGCCUGCCCUGUCUUUAAGUCAUUCCCCCUGAUGGGACUCGAACAUGGUUUCUAUUUCAGUCACUUCUGCUUAAAGCGUACAAAGAAAUAAAAAUCUAAAACCAACUUU